UACAUGCCGAUCCCAUUCUCUCAGCUACGGCUGAUCAUCACACGGUCCAACUCAAGUACCCCAGAGACCCGUGUAUAAAAACCAAGCAUCGUCUCUAGAACUCCAUCCCCAACCAGCCUUCUCUCCCAUCCCCGGUUCGAGUCCAGCAUCAUGGCUCGCAAGAUGUUCUCCGCCUUCUACUCCCUCCUUACCCUCUUGACCGUUGCCCUCGCGGCCUCUGUCCCCAAGACUGACUACGACGUCAUUGUCGUGGGUGGUGGCCCGUCCGGUCUGAGCGCCAUCAGCGGUCUCUCGCGUGUUCUGCGUCGGACUGCUUUGUUCGACUCGGGCGAGUAUCGCAACGCACCUACCCGCAACAUGCACGAUGUUAUUGGCAACGAUGGAACCGUCCCCGCUGAAUUCCGUGGCGCCGCCCGCAAGCAAAUUCUCCGUUACAACACCUCCACUAUCAUCGACACUUCCAUUUCCAGCAUCAAGCCCAUCGACAACAUCUUCGAAGCCACCGAUGCCUCCGGCAAGACCUACACGGCCCGCAAGGUCGUCCUGGGCACUGGCCUCCGUGACGUCCUCCCUGACACCCCCGGACUGGAGGAAGCUUUCGGCAAGGGUAUCUUCUGGUGCCCCUGGUGCGAUGGCUACGAACACCGUGACCAGCCAUUCGGUAUCCUGGGUGCUCUGCAGGAUAUUAUUGGCAGCACAUUUGAGGUGUACACUACCUUGAACCACGACAUCAUUGCCUUCCUGAAUGGCACCCACACCCCCGAGCAGGAGGCUAUUCUGACCGAGGCCCACCCCGACUGGAAAGAAAUCGUGGAAGCGUACGACAUUCGACUCGACAACCGCACCAUCACUGAGAUCGAGCGCAUCCAAGACGGCGAAACCCACCAGGACGACCAGGGCCGCCAAUUCGACAAGUUCCUCGUACACUUCACCGAGGGCGAGCCCGUCGAGCGCAACGCUUUCAUCACUAACUACCCCACUGCGCAGCGCUCGAAUAUCCCCGACCAGCUUGGCCUCAAGAUGCUGGGUAACAAGAUCGACACGCAGACGAACUCUGGUCUGCGGACGUCUCUGCCUGGUGUGUGGGCUGUCGGUGAUGCGAACAGUGACAACAGCACCAACGUGCCGCACGCUAUGUUCAGUGGCAAGCGCGCCGCUGUCUUUGCACAUGUCGAGAUGGCGCGUGAGGAGGCUCAGGCUGCUAUCUCGAAGCGUGUGCCUGAGCGCCGGAUGUUGGAGAAGGACACUGAGCGCCGCAUGGGUAAUGAGAUCGAGGCGUUGUACAACAGACUGCGCCGCCGUGGUUAGACGGAUGACGAUGGAUAUGCAGCAAGCCUAAUUCUAUAUAAACUAGGUCCUGCUCAUAAAGAAUAAUAAUAUCUAUUUUUAAUGUACUUGCUUUGGUGAGCAUCAGUGUCUGAUUGUGAUGAGUCAAAAUAUUCAUGGUAUCGUGUACUUAUAUAUCUAUCCCAAGACUGACGUGGAACCUCUCUUGUACCAAAUGACUUAAGUAUACCAAGUCGGCUCCGGAACCUCCCCAAGCAACACGUAUCUCCCCAACUCCCGGUUCUUAUACGCCACAGGAUCAUGCAACGUAUGCGUGCGAAUAUCCCUCCAGAACCGAUCCAGGCCAACCUUCAACCCCGUCGCCCUCGCCCCAGUAACCUCAAACACCCCGUUCGUAACUCUUAGCGCCGUAUCCGUCGUAACAACCUUAACACUCGCAACCCACUCCGCAACCUCCCCACGCUCACGCGAAGUCAGUGCACCCCGGUUAGACCCGUAGGUACCGUAGAGC
Messenger RNA from Aspergillus ruber CBS 135680, 1798 nucleotides. Its product is annotated as NAD(P)/FAD-dependent oxidoreductase. Gene Ontology annotation, molecular function: oxidoreductase activity. The transcript has 2 exons. Bases 151 to 1308 code for a protein of 385 amino acids. The record is from RefSeq and is a predicted model, not a curated record. NCBI's taxonomy places the organism in Eukaryota, Fungi, Ascomycota, Eurotiomycetes, Eurotiales, Aspergillaceae.